GAUUUCGUGACCUCGGCGAACAGUGGGUCUCUAGGUAUGAAUCCAGAAGUUUCCGAGUGGAGCUCCAGCAUCUGUAUUCCCAGAUCAGGCCCCUGUAUGAGCAGCUACACGCCUUCGUCAGGAAGACCUUGAAAACUAUGCACAGAAUACCUAUGCUUAGGACCGGCCAGAUACCUGCACAUGUUUUAGGUAACAUGAUGGCUGACGAAUGGAGCAAAAUAUAUACGAAUGUCGUGAUCUUUAAUGAAAGCAGUAAUGAUAUUAAGCUGAAGUUUAGGGAUCUAAGUGCGAGAGAUUUGGUGGAAAUGGCCGACGAUUACCUUCUUUCACUCGGAUUUGAUCAAUUGGAUAAGACAUUCUAUAAGGCAAGGAUUCGUUAUUCAAGUAAACAGGGAGAGCAAGCGGGUUUUCGAGCAUUUGUUUUUGACCUUUUCGACCAAAAGGACUACAGGCUUGUUGGUCCCAGAACAGUAGGAGACACGCAAUUCUAUGAUGCCCAUAAUAAGAUCACACAAAUCCACUAUUUCAUGCAGUACAGAAACCAGCCUGUAAUUUACAGAGAGCCAGCUAAUGAUGCGUUCCUGGAAGCGGUCGGUGGUGCCAUUGAAUUGUCAGUUCGAAAUCUGGAUUACCUGAAGAAAAUCCGCUUACUGAGGACGAGGCAGAUAACACACAGGACGAGGAUUAAUUAUCAGUUGAUGAUAGCUUUGGAAAAAGUUGCCUUGUUGCCGUUUGCCUAUUUGGUAGAUGAGUGGCGCUGGUCAGUCUUCAAUGGCAGUACCACUGCUGACAAUUAUAACCAAGUCUGGUGGCGUCUACGCUGCGACUUGCAAGGGGUAUCUCCACCGGUGCAUAGACUGGACAACGAUUUUGACCCAGGGGCUUUGCUUGAGAUUGCCACAAACAAGCCCUACAUUAAGCAUUUCAUCAGCACCAUUCUCCAGUUUCAGAUCUACAAACGUCUGUGUAAUAUAGCUCAACACAAAGGACCUUUACAUAAAUGCAACUUAAAGAACAACAUUGAAGCUGGUGACAAACUUCGAGCAAUGAUGAAACUAGGAUCAUCUGUAACUUGGAAAACGGCAUUAAAAGAACUGACUGGACAAGUGAGAAUACAAGCCAGCCCGAUGAUAGAAUACUUCCAACCACUACUUAGGUAUCUCCGGGAGAAAAAUGGAAACGAGUAUGGAUGGCAACCGGCAUGUGACAUGAGAAUUAAAGUUUCUGGCUAG
This is a messenger RNA of Candidula unifasciata, 1232 nucleotides long. The record is from the annotation of a GenBank genome assembly. NCBI's taxonomy places the organism in Eukaryota, Metazoa, Mollusca, Gastropoda, Stylommatophora, Geomitridae.